CUUGAGGAUCGGAUCCAUCCUCGGACGAUCAACCACAUUACAGUUACUUCCUUUACUCUUUGCUUAACCAUGCCUUACCCCAAAAUCAUGUGUUAAAUAAGUUGUUAAUUUAAUUUCUGUUGCUUUUCAAGUUUUAAAUUAAAUUGUUUAUUUUUGAUUAAUUUUCAUCUUGUUUAGUUUCUCCUGUUAAUCAUGAGUGAAGAUGUUGAUUGUUUACCUUCUGCAACUUCGAGUCGUAAAUUGUCUCUAACCGAGAAUGGACAUGAUAAGGUUGAUGCUCUUCCAGCCUAUAUGAAAAUUACAUGGCUUCAUGCUUUUCUCCCAUUUAUUUCCCUCAGCAUUUACGUAUACGACAUUGGAUAUAAUAUUGCAGUUGCUGUCUUUCAUUAUUCAAAUAAAGAUUAUUGGUAUUUUGGUUUAACAUUAACUUUCAUAUUGAUUCCAACUCUGGUGAUGACCGGCAUAAGUUGGCGUUGGUAUGUUUUGGAUGCUCGUAAACAGGAAAUUGUCCAAUACAAAAAUUUAAAAUUAAUUUUUAUCCUCCAACGAUUGGGACUAUUUUCAAGAUAUCUUGAGUCAAUUUUUCUUACAAUCUACUUUAUCAUCGCAAAAGACACUUCAGAGAAGAAAGAAUGUUACACGUUUGUGGUUUAUGCUGACACAAUUGCAAACAAAUUAAGGUUUUUUGGAUGUUUAAUGGGAUCAGCACCUCAAUUGGUGUUACAAAUAUAUAUACUUGCCUUACAAAAUCCACUCUAUGGAGAUAACCGUUUCAUGUUAUUCACUCAGAUAAAUUCCUGUUUAGCAUCGCUUGUCUCUCUUUCCUGGUCUUUGGUGUCUUACCAACGCUCUUUAAGACUUUCCUUACCAAAUAAAGUUUCCCUCACAUGGCAAGGUAUUGCUGUUCAAUUCCUAUGGAGAUUCUCUGUGAUCGCAGCUCGAGUAUUAGCUUUAGCAUUAUUCGCAGCCAUCUAUAACUGGUACAUCAGUAUUGUUUGUGGCGUUCAUUGUAUCAUCAUGUUUGCAUGGAUUGUUUCAAUGAAAACAUCAUUUUGCGAAAAUCGUUGCGAAGAAUUGGGUUACAAUGCUGUUCUUGCCGUUAUGUAUAUUUUCUGUUACUUUAACCCGGUGGAUAGUCCAACUCGUUAUCGCUACGCUAUUUAUUAUACUUUUAUGUUUUGUGAAAAUACUCUUCUUAUGACUCUAUGGUUUACCAAAGCUGAACCACAUCUUUGGUAUCGUAUACCAGCCUUUGUGGGUCACUACAUGAGCUUCUUCAUUGGUCUUCUAUAUAUGUUAGUUUAUUAUCUCGUGUAUCAUCCUUCUAAAAGUUGUACCCUAGAAAUCUAGAUUCAACUGACCGUCAACAGCCCAAAGACUGAGCGUAUCGAAGACUCAGGCAAUUGAAAAAACUCUCUUUGAUGUAGAGAAUCAACCACGAAAAGGACUGAGUUGAAUAUUGUAGCUCGAGUGAAUAACAGAAGCUAUUACUAAUAGCUUCUCUUAUCACCAGAUAACAUUGAUAUAAGUUAUUCUUGUCAUUAUACUGUUGCGGUAACCAUUGAUAACGAUAAUUGUAGUUUGAAAUAGUUCUAUUUCAUUCAUCAGUUUUCAUUUUGCUCAAUAAAAAUAUGUUGAUACAUCGCAUCCAAUUGAAUCGAA
Messenger RNA from Tetranychus urticae (two-spotted spider mite), 1662 nucleotides. Its product is annotated as XK-related protein 6. Gene Ontology annotation, cellular component: plasma membrane. Gene Ontology annotation, biological process: phosphatidylserine exposure on apoptotic cell surface; engulfment of apoptotic cell; apoptotic process involved in development. The record is from RefSeq and is a predicted model, not a curated record. NCBI's taxonomy places the organism in Eukaryota, Metazoa, Arthropoda, Arachnida, Trombidiformes, Tetranychidae.